AUGGAUCAGGAGGAGCAAGAUAGAGCGUUGCCCAUUGCAAAUGUGGGUAGAAUCAUGAAGCAAAUUCUUCCUCCCAGUGCAAAGAUCUCCAAGGAAGGGAAACAACUAAUGCAAGAGUGUGUGACAGAGUUCAUAAGUUUUGUGACUGGUGAGGCAUCUGACAAGUGUCACAAGGAGAAUCGCAAGACCGUUAAUGGGGAUGACAUCUGUUGGGCUCUAAGUUCCUUAGGGUUCGACAACUAUUCUGAGGCCAUAGCCAGGUACUUGCAUAAAUACAGGAUAGCUGAAAGGGAGGAGAAAAUGAAUCACAACAAAAAAUAUGAAGGAUCAGCAACAAAGACUCUCAACCAAACUCAACUCAUCCAUGCUCCACCACCAUCACUCUCUAGGGUUACUGACAUGGUUGAAAACCCUCCCACCACAAAUCAAUCUGGAUGA
Molecule: messenger RNA, 438 nt
Organism: Sphenostylis stenocarpa
Lineage: Eukaryota; Viridiplantae; Streptophyta; Magnoliopsida; Fabales; Fabaceae
Source: the annotation of a GenBank genome assembly